This is a messenger RNA of Arabis nemorensis, 669 nucleotides long. The record is from the annotation of a GenBank genome assembly. NCBI's taxonomy places the organism in Eukaryota, Viridiplantae, Streptophyta, Magnoliopsida, Brassicales, Brassicaceae.
AUGGGUGCGAGAAGCAGCCAGACAGUGGAUCCGGUGGUGAGCAGAAGAUACUCAUCGGAAUCGGAAUCAGAGGCGGUGCUGGUGGUGCGGCGAAGGCCGCAGAUGGUGAACGGAGGAGGAUUCGUAGUGAGCAAUAGCAAACAACAAGUAGUGUUUAGAGUUGAUGGGUGUGGAGUUCUUGGAACCAAAGGCAAGCUUCUCUUGAGAAAUGGUGAUGGUGAUGAUAUUCUUCUAAUCCGCAAAAUGGGAGGAAUGGUGCAGGCACUGAACAUAGUACACAAGAAAUGGGAAGGUUUUGGAUUCGAUAACGGAGGAACAGAGAGGCUACUUUUCACAUUAAAAGAUCCAAGAGAUUCAUGCCUGGUACCUCAAAACAGUUCAAUCAGAAUUUUAGUUCACGAUAAACCGAAGAAGAUAUCAUCAACUCGCAACAUCUGUAACAACAACUACGUCGAGAUCAAAGGAUCUUUCGCAGAGAGAGAUUGCGACAUUAUUGGUUCAGACGGUAGAGCCAUAGCUCAGGUGAGAAUAGAGAAAGAGAUGGAGGAAAUGGUUGGGAACAAGAAGGAUCUGUAUAAUGUAAUCGUUAAAGCAAAGGUUGAUCAAGCUUUCAUCGUCGGUGUCAUCGCUAUACUCGACUAUAUUCAUGGCGAAUCCACUAUAUGUUAA